CCGCCCGGUCUCUCUCUGUUCCCUGAUUGGCCAGUGGCCUUGUCAGUCAUGACGUGCCGAGACCGCACCCUGGAAUUCCAGUCCGCCUGCAAGUCGCUGCAGGGAAGACAACUGGAGAAUGGCGCUACCUCCAACAAACCAGUUCUCAAUGCCCUCAAACAGCGCAGUGACUUCACCCUCAUGGCCAAGAGAAUCGGCAAGGACCUAAGCAACACAUUUGCCAAACUGGAAAAGUUAACAACAUUGGCCAAAAGAAAAUCCCUGUUUGAUGACAAGCCUGUGGAGAUUGAGGAGCUGACCUAUAUUAUAAAGCAGGACAUCAACAGCCUGAAUAAGCAGAUAGCGCAGCUCCAGGGCCUGGUGCGCUCACGCAGCGGACAAAAUGGCCGCCACGUCCAGACACAUUCCAACACCAUCGUCGUCUCCCUGCAGUCAAAACUGGCAUCGAUGUCAAAUGACUUCAAAUCAGUAUUGGAAGUCAGAACGGAGAAUCUGAAGCAACAGCGUAGCAGAAGAGAGCAGUUCUCUAACACCCAAGUGGCCUCCUCUCCUCUCCUCGCCAACAACUUUGGGAGUUCGGUGUUGAUGCAGGAUGAGUCUCGGAGUAUGGGAGGCGGCGGGGGAGGGGGAGGGGAGGUCGCCAUCAACAUGGAGUCCCAACUGCAGCUCAUCAAUGAACAGGACUCAUACAUCCAGAGCCGGGCGGACACCAUGCAGAACAUCGAGAGCACCAUCGUGGAACUGGGCUCCAUCUUCCAGCAGCUCGCACAGAUGGUCAAGGAACAGGAGGAGAUGGUCAGGAGGAUCGGCGACAACGUGGAGGACACGCAGCUGAACGUGGAGGCGGCUCACACAGAGAUCCUGAAAUACUUCCAGUCAGUGUCCUCCAACCGCUGGCUCAUGAUCAAGAUCUUCCUCGUCCUCAUCAUCUUCUUCAUCAUCUUCGUGGUCUUCCUCGCCUGAGGAAGGAUGCCAUCGGAGAGGAGGAUGUGUGGGGAAAAAAGGAGGAGAGGAGGAGCCCCAGGAAGUGGAGGAUUUUGGAGGAGUGGUGUUGGAGUGGAGCGGAGGAGAGGGGAUGGGGAUGUCAGAAGUUUGAGACGUGGAAAAUGGACUAAGAACUGUUGGGGGGCAGUGGGGUGGAAGGGAGGGUCUUGAUUUAAAUUAAAACUGGACUUGACACUUUUAAGGUAACGAGACUGAAGUCGGUUUCAUGCUCAGAGUCUCUCGUUGGCAGGCAGGUAAGUGUUGCCGACCAGAGAGGCAAUGAAGACCAAACGGCGACGGCAAUGGAACUAUACGUUUCGUUUCUUUUCUUUUCCUUUUCACGAAGGAAGGGAGGGACUUUCGAGUUGCACAGACUUCACAUGCUCCCUUUUGUAGAGAUUUACGUUUAAAGAAAAAAAAGAAGAAGAAAGAAAAACAUUUGAGCCUUCAAAAUCUCUUUAUUUUUUUCUCCCCCUCUUUUAUCAUCAUUAUCAUUAUUAUGAUUAUUAUUAUUGUUGCUGAUUACCGUACAUUAAAUGAGGAGGAGGCUUCAAAUUCUA
Engraulis encrasicolus (European anchovy) is the source of this 1544-nucleotide messenger RNA. It is a transcript of the gene stx5a, whose product is annotated as syntaxin 5A. Bases 49 to 963 code for a protein of 304 amino acids. The transcript is spliced from 10 exons. Gene Ontology annotation, cellular component: Golgi membrane; endomembrane system; SNARE complex. The record is from RefSeq and is a predicted model, not a curated record. Gene Ontology annotation, molecular function: SNARE binding; SNAP receptor activity. Lineage: Eukaryota; Metazoa; Chordata; Actinopteri; Clupeiformes; Engraulidae. Gene Ontology annotation, biological process: endoplasmic reticulum to Golgi vesicle-mediated transport; intracellular protein transport; vesicle fusion.